CCUUUACUAAAGAAGGAAACAAACAGUGAAAGAAGAGAGCUCGGGAAAAGGACGGGAGAAAAUUCACUUAUUUAUCUCACUGACACGGUCGUCUAGCGGAACACCAAUUCCCAUUUAAAGAGAUCCUGUUCCUUAAACUACAUCAAUCGACCGACUACUCUCAAAAAAGUCCUCAAGCAAUGGCCCAAGAGACGAACCAGAGCCCUGUGCCUAUGCUGUGUACCACAGGCUGUGGUUUCUUUGGCAACCCUAGGAAUAAUGGCAUGUGCUCCGUGUGUUAUAAAGAUCACCUGAACAGACAACAAAGCAGUGAUCGUAGUCCCAUGAGCCCCCUGGCUGGCAGCAACUCAGCAGAAGCCUCUGCUAUACAGAGACUAGAAGCCAGUAUAAACAAAGCAGAACCCUCACCUUCUCCCAGCACAUGUGCCAUGAGAGAAUGUAUUCCUUCAACUUCCUUACCAGUAACACAACAGAUGACAGAAAUGAGUAUUUCUAGAGAGGAGAAGAUCUUGUCUCCUAACGCUGAGGCUGCCGGACCAGUUAUAUCACAGCCCACCUCCUCCUAUUCCCCUGUUCCUCAGUGCAGCGAUGAGGGCAAGAGCCCAGACUCCUCGAAACCUAAGAAAAAUAGAUGCUUUAUCUGCCGUAAGAGAGUAGGACUAACAGGAUUUGACUGUCGAUGUGGAAAUCUGUUUUGUGGAAUUCACCGGUACUCGGACAAGCACAACUGCACAUAUGAUUACAAGGCAGAAGCCGCUGCUAAAAUUCGUAAGGAGAAUCCUGUAGUGGUGGCCGAUAAGAUCCAGAGAAUAUAAGCUUUUUGCCAUCUCAACUGGCAAUGUGAACAGAACACUGGUGGAUUAAACGAAUGACUUGGAAAAACGGACUUGUGUUUUUCUCUCACCUUACGAAGAAAAAGAGGACUGAACCAUCUGAGGCUCAUGCAUGAACGAUCUUACAGAUAUUGCUUUUGUGAUAGGUAUUCAUUUCCUUCUUUCCGUUUUGAUUUCUCUCCUCUGUGGUGUUUUUACGUUAGUUAUCCAUAUAUAUUCAUUCAUUUCCUAAAGCGUAGAUUCUGUUUGUUUUUACCUGUUCCCACCCUCACACAAUGGGAGUGGCUGAUGUUCAGUGCCAAAUUGUGGCACAUUCUGAAGAAGCCUUGUGUACGUAGUUUCAGCCUUAGACUUGAGUGACGUUAAACUUCCAAGAGGUGUGUCAAAGCUCGACGUAACUUACCUGAUGUGUGCUGCAUGUGUUAGUAUUUCAGUACAGUUUGUUUUAAAAAUAUCAGUUGGUGGACCCAAAGGCGAGAUUAUAAAGUGGGGCUCCUCGAUCAUCAUUGCCGUUUAUUUAGCAUUUGUUUAAAAUGUGAACUUUCUACUGUGAUGUCACACCCUUUUUAUACAUCAAAGGUAAUUUAUUUUAAGUCCUCUGUUCCCAAGUUGUCAAACCAAUAACUUUUAAUUUAUCAAAAGUACAUUUUCGAGUUUUGAUGAUGGUUGCUCAAUGUUAUCAGUACUGAAAGGUUUGUGAGUUUUGACCUUUUAAGUAGACUAUGAGAUGGCAAAGUCUGUUUUGUGUGAGUGCUUUUGUGUGAAGGGAAAUUUGUACAAGUCUUUCCUGUUUGUGAGAUGAACUAACCAUCCACAGUGCAUUUGAAACACCGCAAUAGUAUAAGCAGUAUGUCAGAUUUGAGUGUGAAGCUUUUUGUUUUGAAAUGCACCUGUCUGUCGUGUGUCUGCAUAUGCAAGCGAGUUUGAGUGCAUGUGUUGUAUAUAAUGAGUGAGGUUUCCUUGAGAGCUGUAUCUGAUCAGAGUAUGUUCCUGGCUUCAGCCAUUAGUUUUAUGCAAAUUUGUAUGAAAAAUCACCUUUACUAUGUCCAUAUUUAUGUAUCGCAUUUAAUCCUUUUACUUGGCAUUAAAGAAUAUAGUAUUGUAAAUAAAAAUAUACAGAGAAAAUA
This is a messenger RNA of Triplophysa dalaica, 1960 nucleotides long. It is a transcript of the gene zfand5a, whose product is annotated as zinc finger, AN1-type domain 5a. The coding region runs from base 180 to 815 and encodes 211 amino acids. Gene Ontology annotation, molecular function: zinc ion binding; DNA binding. The record is from RefSeq and is a predicted model, not a curated record. The transcript has 6 exons. Lineage: Eukaryota; Metazoa; Chordata; Actinopteri; Cypriniformes; Nemacheilidae.